Molecule: messenger RNA, 5091 nt
Organism: Aspergillus melleus
Lineage: Eukaryota; Fungi; Ascomycota; Eurotiomycetes; Eurotiales; Aspergillaceae
Gene: DNF3
Product: aminophospholipid-translocating P4-type ATPase DNF3
Exons: 1
Coding region: 1-5091 (1696 amino acids)
Biological process (GO): post-Golgi vesicle-mediated transport; intracellular protein transport; endocytic recycling
Cellular component (GO): plasma membrane
Molecular function (GO): ATPase-coupled intramembrane lipid carrier activity; magnesium ion binding; ATP binding
Source: RefSeq, a predicted model, not a curated record
AUGUCCGACAAAGAUGCGGAGACGCAGUCGAAUCGAUAUCCGCAGGAAACGACCACCGAGACCGAACACACAAGGCCAAUGUCUGGGGAAUCCGAGCCCACGGGGAAUUCUGCCCCGGGGUCGAGAUCGGGGUCUCUUCCGCGGAGUCAUUCUCUGAAUGUGAUUCCCGCGCGACAUAGUAUCGGGCAGGGCCGACCGUCCCUCGUCUCUUCACGCCCGUCCAUGCCUCCUUCGCGAACGCUGUCGGAUUCCGGGCGACGCUCGUCCCAUCAGCACCAUGUGCGUUUUUCGACCGACCUCGAACGUCCCACAGCGGAGGAGAUUAGCCAGCAACAGCAACAACAGCCCCGGACGGAUCGACGACGCUCUCGAGGGCUGUCCAUCAAUACAGAUAUCGCGCAGCAAACUUCCUCCGGCAGGUCUCCGGAACGAAGCACUACCUCUCCUCUCUCGCCUCGAAAUGCUCUCUCUCCUACCUCGCCCCAGAGCCCGGACUCGGCCGGUCGUUCUCGAUCCCGAAAUCGUGGAUACUCGCUGCGACGAACGAUCUUUGCGAAAAAUAUCCAGACCCAGUCGGGCGGGACCUCGCCUGGGGCUAUCGAAUUGGGCGACGCCGUGAGUCCGCAGGCUGAAAGUCCGCAGGAACCCUCGCUGCCGGAAAGCCCGCAGAAGCAAGACGACGUCGCGAGACAACCUCGUAUUUCGACGGAAACCGAGAAGAGCCAUGUCCUGGUAGCACAGACGUCGAUGCCCGAGUCCAAUUCGGCAGAUGGGACUUCGACCACUUACGUCUCGGAACCGUCCGAGGGCCUCAAGCAAGGCAGACAUCUUUCCAUGUCGAUUUCGCAUGAGCGCUGGUUGAAGAAGAGAGCCAUGAUUGCGACGUUUCAGGCCCGCAUUGAGGCCAUGCUUGAAGCUGUGCGCAAGACCAUCCUUCAGAUCAAGGAAAUCCCGCCGAGCAAGGAUGGUCGCCACGUCGAUCUCGACCCUACGCGCACGGAGACUCUGGUCGAUGAGCGAACGGGGAAGGCCUAUGUGGGCAAUUGGAUCCGUUCCAGUCGAUACAGUUUCUGGAGUUUCUUCCCUCGGCAGCUGUGGGCACAGUUCACCAAGCUGGCUAACUUCUAUUUCCUGGUCGUGGCGAUUCUGCAGAUGAUUCCCGGCUUGAGUACUACGGGUACCUUCACCACGCUGAUCCCGCUUCUGAUCUUUGUUGGAAUUUCCAUGGGCAAGGAAGGUUUUGAUGACUGGCGCCGGUAUCGUCUGGAUAAAGAGGAAAAUAACCGCUUUGCCUCUGUGCUCCGUCCGGGCGUCGCAUUUGCGGAUCAGUCACCAACCGACGACAACGCUUCGAUAUCAAGUGAGGAUCGGAACUGGGCUCCCGUCAAAUGGGAAGAUAUCAAAGUCGGGGAUGUCGUCAAGCUGGAGCGUGAUCAGCCGGUACCCGCGGACAUGGUCCUGCUUCACGCGGACGGGCCCAAUGGCGUGGCCUACAUCGAGACCAUGGCCCUCGAUGGCGAAACCAACCUCAAGAACAAGCAGCCUUGCCAGCCCGUGGCUAAGGUAUGCAGCACCGUCGACGGUAUCUGCAGUAGCGCGAUCCACUUUGCGGUCGAAGACCCGAACAUGGACCUUUACAAGUUUGACGGCAAUGUGAUGAUCGCCGCUAAUGAGAAGCUGCCUUUGACCAACAAUGAGAUCGUCUACCGCGGCAGCAUUCUCCGCAACACAGAGCAAGCUAUCGGCAUGAUCAUCUACACCGGUGAGGAGUGCAAGAUCCGUAUGAACGCGAACAAGAACCCGCGCAUCAAGUCCCCUUCCCUCCAGGCCAAGGUGAACCGGGUGGUGAUGCUCAUCGUGCUUCUCGUGGUCUUGCUCGCCGUGGCCUGCACGGUCGCGUACAAGUACUGGUCCCGCGACGUCGAGAGCCACGCCUGGUACCUCGCCGAAGCCAACGUCGACUACGGUCCGAUCUUCACCUCGUUUCUGAUCAUGUUCAACACGAUGAUUCCCAUCUCGCUCUACGUCAGUAUGGAAAUCGUCAAGGUCGCCCAGAUGCUUCUCCUGAACGCCGACAUCGACAUGUAUGAUCCGGAGACGGACACUCCUAUUGAGGCGCGCACGUCGACCAUCAACGAGGAGCUGGGCCAAGUUAGCUACAUCUUCUCCGACAAGACCGGCACACUCACCAACAACUCUAUGCGCUUCCGCAAGAUGAGUGUUGCCGGCACGGCAUGGUACCACGAUUUCGACCUUCGCGAAGAAGCCGCCAAAGAAGGGGAUCGGGAGAAACUCAUCCACAAGAAGCGCAGCGCCAAGGGCAAGAAGGCCAUCGGCCGCAAGUCCAAUGCUUCAGAGGCUAGGUCGUACCUCGCACGAGCCGGCUCAGCGUCGAUUGCGCGUGGAAUGCCGGCAUUCGGCCAAUCGAAUUCGAACAACCGCACGACCGACAUGCUGAGGUACAUCCAGCGCAAGCCGUACACGGUCUUUGCCCGGAAGGCCAAGAUGUUCAUCCUCUCCAUCGCCCUGUGCCACACCUGUAUCCCGGAAACUGAUGAGCACGGACACACUACUUUCCAGGCCGCAUCUCCUGACGAGUUGGCCUUGGUUAUGGCCGCUCAGGAGCUUGGGUUCCUUGUCUGGGAUCGUCAACCCAACACACUGACCAUCCGCACUUUCCCUAAUGGGCACAGAGGUCAGGCUUGCGAUGAGGUCUACGAGGUCAUGGACGUGAUCGAGUUCUCCAGUGCCCGCAAAAGGAUGUCGGUUGUUGUGCGCAUGCCUGACCAGCGCAUCUGCGUGCUCUGCAAAGGAGCGGAUAGCGUUCUGAUGCAGCUGCUUAAGCGGGCGUCUCUGGCGCAAGAGAAAGUGAUCGAAAUCGAACGGCGUGCCAGCAAACGCAAGGCGGUCGAGGCUAACGAGGUCAUCCGACGCAACAGCGAAUACCAGAGCCGCAAGGAUAGCGGGCCCCGGCCCAGCUUCAGUCGGCCUAGCAUGACGCAUCGACGGUCGAGCGUUUCGGGACACCGCGUGUCCGCCCUGAGGGACAGCGUGGACGUCUGGCUGCGCGAUCGGGAGACGGACGGUGGGAUUUUGAAUCGGAGUAACGACGCCGAGUAUUACAGCCCUCGGCCGUCGACUCAGACUGGUCGGCCGUCUACUACCGUUUCUGAUUCGGGCAGUUCGGUCAAUGAAGAUGAUGAGGACCUGGUCGAGGAGGGUCUGGUCGUCAAUGAAGCCGCUGUCUUUGAACGCUGCUUCCAGCAUUUGAAUGAUUUUGCGACGGAGGGUCUGCGGACAUUGCUGUAUGGUCAUCGUUUCAUCGACGAGAAUACGUACACUACCUGGAAAUCGGCAUACCGCGAAGCCUGUACCAGCCUGGUCGACCGACAGGAGAAAAUCGAGCAGGUCGGCCAGCAGAUCGAGGCGCAACUCGAGCUGACCGGUGCCACGGCCAUCGAGGAUAAAUUGCAAAAGGGCGUCCCCGAGGCUAUGGAUAAGCUGAGACGGGCGAACAUCAAGAUGUGGAUGCUGACUGGUGAUAAGCGGGAGACUGCCAUCAACGUCGGCCAUUCGUGUCGCUUGGUCAAAGAUUACUCGACGCUCGUGAUUCUGGACCACGAGACCGGCGAGGUUGAACAGUCGAUUGUCAAGCUGACGGCAGACCUCACUAAACGCACGAUUGCGCAUUCAGUGGUGGUCGUUGACGGACAAACGCUGGGUAUGAUCGAGGCUGACGAGACUUUGAGGGUUCAGUUCUUCAAUCUGGCCAUCAUGGUGGACUCGGUCAUCUGCUGUCGCGCCAGUCCCAAGCAAAAGGCGUUCCUUGUCAAGUCGAUCCGCACGCAGGUGAAGGAUUCUGUAACUUUGGCGAUUGGCGACGGUGCCAACGAUAUUGCCAUGAUCCAGGAGGCCCACGUCGGCAUUGGUAUCACCGGAAAGGAAGGACUGCAAGCGGCGCGCAUUUCAGACUACUCUAUCGCUCAGUUCCGGUUCUUGCUGAAAUUGUUGCUCGUACACGGACGAUGGAACUACAUGCGAGCGUGCAAGUACACUUUGGGCACGUUCUGGAAGGAAAUGCUGUUCUACUUGACGCAGGCUCUGUACCAGCGCUGGAACGGAUAUACGGGGACCAGUCUGUACGAGCCAUGGGGCUUGAGUAUGUUCAAUACCUUGUUCACCUCGCUAGCCGUCAUCUUCCUGGGUAUCUUCACCAAAGACCUGUCCGCAUCGACAUUGCUUGCCGUUCCUGAGCUGUACACCAAGGGUCAACAACACGGCGGGUUCAAUAUCCGGCUGUACCUUGGCUGGACGUUCAUGGCGACUUGCGAGGCGAUGGCCGUCUACUUUAUUAUGUUCGGGCUCUUCGCCAACGUCCUUUUCACGCACACCGGCAGCGACAUCUUUACCUCUGGUCUUCUGACCUACUCCGCCUGCGUCAUCAUCAUCAAUACCAAACUGCAGGCCCUGGAAGUGCACAACAAGACCUAUCUCUCCCUCGCCGUCAUGAUCAUCUCCAUCGGCGGCUGGUUCGUCUGGAACCUGAUCCUGUCACGCCAGUACGACAUCAGCUCCGGCGAUGGCAUCUACCACGUCCCGGGUAACUUUAUCUUCCAAUCGGGCCACGAUCUCGCCUUCUGGGCCGUUCUGCUCCUGACAGUCAUCGCGGUCGUCGUUUUUGAAAUGACCGUUUCCGCCCUUCGCGCGUUAUUCUUCCCGUCCGACGUCGACAUCUUCCAGGAGUACGAGCAGGACCUGGAGAUUCGCAAACGUUUCGAAGAGGCCGCCGCCUCCGAGCUGCAGCAGGGCUGGGACCACGGCAAAAAGAAAUCCAGCUUCGAGAUCGCGCGCGACGUCGCGGAGUCUGAGGCUCGCGAGAAACAGGUCCAGGAAUUGCUGGCCCGGCCAAGAGUCAUGAGCAAGACCGGUGACGGACACGUCGAAAUGGAAGAAGUUGACGGUCCGGCUGGCGGGCAAGCUGCUGUCAGCGUGGCCGAUGAUGAGGUCAGCCAUGCUCGGCGACGAUCCGUCGAAGUCCAUGAACUGUUUACGAAGGGGUAUGGUGCUAUCCGGAAGGGUCAAUUGAAGUGA